This is a messenger RNA of Hibiscus syriacus, 1377 nucleotides long. Its product is annotated as 1-aminocyclopropane-1-carboxylate oxidase homolog 1-like. The record is from RefSeq and is a predicted model, not a curated record. The transcript has 3 exons. NCBI's taxonomy places the organism in Eukaryota, Viridiplantae, Streptophyta, Magnoliopsida, Malvales, Malvaceae. Bases 66 to 1157 code for a protein of 363 amino acids.
CAUUUACCACAGUGUUCUAUAUCACCACGUUUCCUCCUGUGUUUUGCUGAUAAUUGCAAAUUCUAAUGGCGAAGCCGGAAUACGAUCGAACAAGCGAAUUGAAAGCUUUUGAUGAAACAAAAGCGGGUGUUAAAGGAAUUGUUGAUGCUGGAAUUAAACAGGUUCCUCGGAUAUUCCAUCAUCCACCAGAUGAGUUCCAAAAGAACUCAUCUGUCUCGGAUGAUGGUAUACCUGUUAGUAUUCCAGUUAUCGAUCUCGAAGGCUUGAGAGAAGAUCCCGGGACUCGUCGGAAGAUCGUUGACAAAGUUAAAAGUGCAUCCGAAUCAUUUGGCUUUUUCCAAGUUGUGAACCAUGGGAUCCCCGUGAGUGUCCUGGAGGAGAUGAAGGAUGGUGUUCUCCGUUUUUUCGAGCAAGAUUUGGAGGCGAAAAAGAAGUUCUUCACUCGGGAUUAUAGCUCGAAAAGCGUGGUCUACAACAGCAAUUUCGAUCUUUAUAGCUCACCAGCAGCCAACUGGAGAGAUACACUUUUCAGCUUUAUGGCUCCCAAUCCUCCCAUGCCAGAAGAGUUACCGGAGGUAUCCAGGGAUAUAAUGAUGGAGUACUCGAAUCAAGUAAUGCAAUUGGGUUAUUUGCUAUUUGAGUUACUCUCUGAGGCUCUAGGAUUGCAGCCUAAUCACCUGAAAGACAUGGAUUGUGCUAAAGGGCUAGCCAUGCUGUCGCAUUAUUAUCCAGCGUGUCCGCAACCGGAACUCACUCUCGGUACGACCAAGCACUCCGACAAUGACUUCCUAACGGUGCUCCUACAAGACCAUAUCGGAGGCCUCCAAGUUCUUCAUGAAAGCCAAUGGGUUGAUGUACCCCCAACUCCUGGUGCACUGGUCAUUAACAUCGGCGAUUUUCUACAGCUGAUAUCAAACGAUGCUUUUAAAAGCGUGGAGCAUAGAGUGGUGGCGAAUUCUGCAGGGCCGAGAGUAUCGGUGGCCUGCUUUUUCAGCACCGUUCUUCUGGCGGAUUCAAGGACUUAUGGACCGAUUAAGGAGUUGUUAUCGGAAGAAAAUCCUCCAAAAUACAGGGAAAUCACCAUAAGUGAAUAUGUUGAAUAUUACCAAGCAAAAGGCCUUGAUGGUACCUCUGCCCUGCUUCAUUUCAAGCUCUAAACAUGGCCAUGGAGAUUAUUAUAGCGGCAAUGCCGAUCGGUUUAGAGAAGUCUAUGAAAUAUCGUUCUUCGAAAACCAGCUAAUAAGUGUUGUAUUUUCGAAUUUGUUUAAAGGAUGUGUGGGUGCAUAUGAGUUCUAAGUUUGUAUAACAUCAUAUCCACUUAAUGAACUAAUUAAUGGAGAAAAAAUUAGACAAUAAACAUGCAGUUUUUCAACGUAA